This is a messenger RNA of Biomphalaria glabrata, 2385 nucleotides long. Its product is annotated as probable methylmalonate-semialdehyde dehydrogenase [acylating], mitochondrial. The record is from RefSeq and is a predicted model, not a curated record. The transcript is spliced from 13 exons. NCBI's taxonomy places the organism in Eukaryota, Metazoa, Mollusca, Gastropoda, Planorbidae. Gene Ontology annotation, cellular component: mitochondrion. Bases 378 to 1979 code for a protein of 533 amino acids. Gene Ontology annotation, biological process: L-valine catabolic process; thymine catabolic process. Gene Ontology annotation, molecular function: malonate-semialdehyde dehydrogenase (acetylating, [NAD(P)+]) activity; methylmalonate-semialdehyde dehydrogenase (acylating, NAD+) activity.
GGUGGAAACUCCUUUCAGACCUUGCGAUCUAUAGGGCAAAUGAUGUAAAGGUCAUCUGUUUCUUUGAUCCGCGGUUAACGUGGAUGUCAUUUGGCCAACGAAUGUCAGGUAACAAUUAGAGCUUGGUGAACUCGAAGUCGCCGAAAGAUCCCAAAAUUGAAAAUCCCAGUCUGCACCAGAAUUCGGAAGCCAAACGCUUUAUCACUCAGCCACCACAAGAUUCGUUUGUCCUUGAACAAAGAAAUAAUAAGACCAACUCCACGAACUAUUUACCAGCACGUCGUGGCACCCUAGGGAGGGGCCGCUCAGUAGUUUGGGAAAAGUUUGUGAUCUAUAACCUCGUCAUCAGUGUGAACAAAAGUUUCAGAUAUCGUCCGAUGGUAUUCAAAACAAAUAUGGCUGCCAUAGUCACACUUCGCUGUACUCUAGGCUUACGUCUGACGACAAGACCAAGUGUUUACAUUGCCAGAUUUUAUGCUUCGUUUCCAACAACUAAAUUAUUUAUCAACAAUGAGUUCGUGGAGUCAAGAACCAAGCAGUGGACUGAUUUAAAAAAUCCUGCAACCAACCAGGUUAUAUCCAGAGUACCAGAAAGUACAAUGGCAGAAAUGGAAGCUGCAGUUGCUGCAGCUAAAGAAGCUUUUCCCGCUUGGUCCAGAUCAACAAUUUUAUCAAGACAGCAGAUUAUGUUUAGACUUCACGAUCAAAUCAGUAAAAAUCUGGCACGUUUAACAGAAAUUUUAAUUCAAGAAUCAGGAAAGACAAGAAGUGAUGCAGAACGAGAGAGUCUUCGAUGUCUUGAUAUGGUGAAACAUUGCUGCAGUAUUCCAUCUUUACAUCUGGGCGAGUCACUUCAAAAUAUAUCUCAAGAUAUGGACAUAUUCACGUUCAGACUGCCGCUAGGUGUCACUGCUGGAAUCACACCUUUCAACUAUCCUGCGUUGAUCCCUCUUAUGUUGUUGACUUUUGCAACUGUCUGCGGAAACACGUUUGUACUGAAGACGUCAUCUUAUGAUCCCGGGGCUGUGAUGAUCUUGGUAGAACUGUGUAGAGAAUCUGGGUUUCCUCCUGGUGUUGUCAAUGUGAUACAUGGACGCAAAGAACCUGUCACUUUUCUAUGUGAUCACCCGGACAUCAAAGCGAUCUCUUUCAUUGGAUCGGACAAAGUCGGUAACUAUGUCUACGAGAGGGCGUGUAAAAAUGGAAAACGAGCGCAGUGUAAUCUUGGCGCCAAGAAUUACGUAGUUGUCUUGCCAGACGCCAACAAAGAAAGAACUUUGUCCAGUUUACUUUCUGGUGCGUAUGGCGGCUCUGGUCAGAGGUGUAUGUCCGUGUCCACAGCAAUAUUUGUUGGCGAGUCUAAAGAAUGGAUUUCAGAGCUUGUCGAGAAGGCGAAACAAUUCAAAGUCAAUGGCGGUUCUGACCCUGAAGCAGACAUUGGUCCACUCAUUUCACCUGAAGCUAAGAAGCGAGUCUGUGAUCUCCUUCAGUCUGGUGUUGAUGCAGGGGCCAAGUUGCUGCUUGAUGGCCGCAACAUAAAAGUGAAAGGUUUUGAAAAGGGAAACUUUGUGGGACCAACUAUCUUAAGUCACGUACAUCCCAAGAUGGAAUGUUACACUGCUGAAAUGUUUGGUCCGGUAUUAACCGUACUAGAAGUGAAUACAUUAGAUAACGCCAUCAACAUUGUCAGAACUAACCCUUAUGGGAAUUCAACCGCCAUCUUCACAACAAAUGGAGCUUCAGCGCGGAAGUAUACAAUGGAAUGUGAUGUGGGUCAGGUUGGUGUCAAUGUUGCCAUUCCUUUUCCAAAUCCAACUUUUUCAUUUACUGGGUCACGUGGUUCUUUUAAAGGCGAUCUCCAUUUAAAGGGAAAGCAGGGUCUCCAGUUUUUUACUCAGACUCAAACAGUGAUGCAGAUGUGGCGUUCAGAAAACGUUCUGUCAAGUAGACCUGCUACACCAAUGCCAGUACAUCAGUAACAAAAGACACGUUCCUUUUCAUAUUCAAUUCAAACUGUUUGAAAUUCAUCUAUCUAUAGUCUUCUUUACAACUUCAUCCAUGAUAUCUUUAAAAAAAAUGUCCUAUUCAAAGCAAGCAGCAAACGUGGUUAUGCAUCGUUGACGAUUGACGACCAAAAAUACAGUCAAGGACAUCAAACUGUUAGGUGUUUUCUGAAUCAGGAGCAACCUCUGGCUGAGAUAAAGUACAUGAACAAUGUCUAUAUUAAUGUCUUCCGUGCGGAACAUUCAACAACAUUAUUACGCUUCUGGAAAUCAUGCAACUGUAAAUUGUUUGAUGAAUUGAAUAAAUACUUAUAAUUUUUUUAUAUUUUUUAUAAUAAAAUAGUUGUUAAUAUUUAGAUACUGACUACAAAAUAUCUCUUAC